AUGCUGAUCACGUACGAGUGUGGAACGUACUCAGCACCCUUGUGCUAUCCUGGUGUCUGUGAAGCGCCAAAGUGGGUAGACCAGACUGUCGACAUCUUCGUCAAGCGACUUGCGGCCGCUGACCGGGAGACUGCUACCAAUGCCUGGCUUCUGCAAAGAGGGCCUGGUAUUGCUUCCAACGAUCUGGAAUCUAAAAUGAGCACCUUGUACAAACAGCUAAAAGGGACCGUGAAUGUUUACACGAUGGAUCAUCGCGGCACUGGGCGCAGCACGUUACUGAAUCGUCCGGCAGCCCAGACAAUCACGAGCGGCUCACCUGGAGGAAAGAACAUUGAUCCUAAAGAAUUUCCUUCGUGUGCCCAAGCACUGGAGCGUAAAUACGGAGACCUCGCGUCAUUCUCGACGACGAGUGCUGCAAAAGAUCUCGUAACCUUCAUUACCGAGUUCUCUAAUGGCCAGCGCACUAUUGUGUAUGGUACCAGUUACGGGUCGUUAUUGGUCGAACGAGUCAUACAUCUUGCCCCACCACAAGUUACUGGAUAUGUUAUGGAUGAUGUUACUUACACAUCGAGAACAUCUACCGGAGUAUUCCCCUACAUGUCGUAUGCGGACACUGAUUAUGGCGAAGUUGGCGACGCUUUCAUGGGUCUUUGUGCGCAAGACCGUGGCUGUAGUGCCCAUUUCAAGAAACCGCAUACCUUAACGUCCACACUUGACAAUGUGUUGGCCAAGCUUGACAAGAAACCCAACUCAACGUGUGCAUCAAUCGUGAGUAAAAGUGAUGAUGAAGUGACUUUACCGUCUCAUGCAUUGCGCGCUUUCUUGAGCUCAUUGCUACUAGAUUCAACUAUGCGCAACGCAAUCCCUCCAGUAGUUUUCAGACUCAAUCGCUGUCAUCGCAAGGACGUCGACGUCUUGAAGUUCUUCUUCAAAUACUAUGGAGAAGUCAUCCGAGCCUCCAGUGUCGCAGAGUACGGCAUCAACGGGGGUAUCUACGUGAUGGCUCCGUUGUACUGUGCUUUCUCAAAAGAAAAGUCCAAGGCGUGUAACGAGCGUAAACUGGGCAACUACGAUGCACCGGGAAUCAUCUACGAACAUGACAAGUACUGGAACGCGACCGCUAAAAUUCCUGUUGACGCCAGUGUUCUGUUGAUGAGCAGUAAAUUAGACGCUCAAACACCACACAAGAAUGCGAAAGAAUUUCUGAAAGCACUUGGUGGCGACAACAAGGAGCUAAUCACCUUUGAUCAUUCUGCUCACGGCGCGCUUUUGUGGACACAACUUGACCCCCCAAAACCUUAA
Molecule: messenger RNA, 1302 nt
Organism: Phytophthora infestans T30-4
Lineage: Eukaryota; Oomycota; Peronosporomycetes; Peronosporales; Peronosporaceae
Product: serine protease family S33, putative
Exons: 4
Coding region: 1-1302 (433 amino acids)
Source: RefSeq, a predicted model, not a curated record